CAAAAUAAAGUUGGAAUUUAUUCCAAUAUUAACCAGAGUAAAAACUAGGUCUGUUCCAACUAUGCAAUAUGCAAUGCUCAUGUUUACACGAACAGAUCGUGAUUAAAUUGAGAACUAAAACACAGGAUGCGUGUAAAAUUAAUAGGAACAAGCCUUUGAGUUUAGUCGGAGUUGCCGACCACAAGUUGAAAUUGAGUAUGUCAGUGUUGCCAACAAUUAACUGAUAAAACUAACGCCAACAUUGUAAGAGCCAACCAGCCAGCAACACCGAUAGAUUUACGUUUAUAGUGUAAUGGCAACACUGACCGAUUCAUGUUUAAAGAAUUGUCAAAGUGAUAUGAUGUCAGUGUCAUUUGUCAUAACAACGAUGUUUGUGGUUUUGUGCUGUCCAGUCUUCAAAUAAAAAACAAAGUGCCAAAAAUGUUUCAAACAUAGCAUUUUUAAAAGCUACAAAAUUAUUUUUUUUUAAUCUGGGGUAACAUGGAAGCAUCUUAUUGCCUCUGCGGGCAACCAUACGAUCCAAAUGUCUUUAUGAUCCAAUGUGACGCUUGUAAAGAUUGGUUUCACAGCACAUGCUGUAAUUUCCAAGAAUAUCUCGCAGUUGAAAUAGAUAAGUACCAUUGCCCCAGAUGUGCCCCUACUUUUGGACCAUCCAUAAGAAAACCAAUUUGUAACUGGCACCGACAUGACUUUUGGGAUGAAGGUGCUGCAAACAAACCAGUACAAACUGGCACAUUGGUUUUUAUACGAGAACUAUGCUCAAGGCACUUUGUACCGGAAACAGACAUUGUUGUGCACAUGCGUGGGCAACAACUCACUGAAAGUCUUUUGAAGGCCCAUGGUUUCAGUAACCCAAUUGUAAUAGAUAGCAAAGAAGGUUUGGAUAUUGUGCUACCUCCAGACACAUUCAGCCAUUACGAUGUAGAAUCUUAUGUUGGGAGGGAUAAAGAAAUUGAUGUAAUAGAUGUUGGCCGUCAAACUAGUGCAAAAAUGAAGAUGAAUGAUUUUAUUGAGUAUUACAAUAGCUUGAAUCGUAGCAGAAUAUUCAAUGUAGUUAGUUUGGAAUUCUCCAACACAAGCUUGGGCUGUUUAGUAGAGGCACCUCUGAUUGUGAGGAAGCUCGAUUGGGUAAAUAAUGUAUGGCCCCCUGAUUGCCCUGGACGCCCCCAGGUCUCCAAAUACUGCCUGAUGAGUGUUAAAGAUUCUUAUACCGAUUUUCAUAUUGACUUUGGUGGAACUAGUGUCUGGUACCAUGUGCUGCAUGGUGAAAAGAUAUUCUACUUUGUCAAACCUACACCUGCCAAUUUGACACUUUAUACACAAUGGAUGACAUCAACUAAUCAGAGUGAAACCUUUUUUGGUGAUCAGGUUGAUCAGUGCUUUAAAUGCACGAUUCGUCAGGGACAAACAAUGAUCAUACCAACUGGCUGGAUCCAUGCUGUUUAUACUCCAGUGGAUUCUCUCGUUUUUGGAGGGAAUUUCCUGAAUCACCUCAAUAUACCUAUGCAGUUGAGUGUAUACGAGAUAGAAAAGAAAAUAAAAACUGCAAAAAAGUACCUGUACCCCAACUUUGAAAUGAUAAACUGGUUUGCUGCUACGUACCUGCUAGAACAAUUAACUGAAAUAAAUAUGUUAGGAAGUCGAUGCCCCGAGUACUUAUUAGCGGGGAUGAAAGCUUUGCUACAAACUUUGAAACAGUGGAAUAGCGAAAAAGAUUACAAUACGUCUGUCAGAGAACAAAUCCCCAUCUCUCUAAACAUCCCAAAGUUGCUGAAAGAUAUGGGAAAAGAAAUAAGACAUGCAGAAAGAUAUAUAAAUCAUCUCAAUCCUCCGAAGCCUGAACGUGAAUCUAAAAGAAAAAGAAAGAAGCCUGUGAAUAAAGAUUUUGUUGAUUAUCCUCUGUCACCAAAAUCAACGCAAGAGUUUGCUCCGAUAGUGGAGAUGCCGCCGCCUGUAAAGUACCCCAAGCAAGUGCAAUCACCCCUAAAAUUGACAUUACCAAAACCUCUCCUAUACCCUUACGACCAGAUGAAUUUGACUUCAGGUCAGGCAAAUAUUAGCCAAGAAGGUUGGCCUGGUAAUGAUGUGAUUAGGCCUCAGGAAACAGUUGCCAUACAUAGAGGAGGAACUGUCCUUAAGUUCAAAAUAGGAGCGAAAGAUAUAUUACCUCAAAUAAAUGAAAAUCAUAUAUUAAGCCAACAUAUACCUCAAAACAAAUACGACUUAUGCAAUUUGGACUCCCAGGACAUUUACGAUUUUCAUGACGAUAGUGAUAGAGAUGAAGACUGUCUAAACAUUGCCCUAGAUGAAAGCCCUCAGAAAAAGCAGAAGAAAUCUGGGAUAAAGACGUGUUUGCCAGUAAAAAAGCAAAGGCAUAGAAGCAGAGAUGGCCCCGAACCGACCAGUGGUAUAGAGUCACUUAUACACGCCUCAGCAUUGUCUGUCCCACCACCGGGUGGUGGCACAUCUCCUUCAACCGAAGAAGCGAUUGCAGGCAUGCUCUCUAUCAGCCAGAAUUGGCCAAUGGCCAAACCACUUAACAGAAAGUAUACCCAUAGUCUCACAGAAGAGAAUAUCAAUAACGUUCAUCAGGAUGAAGAAUAUGUAUAUCCAUCUUUAGACAAUUCAGACGACGAGGACGUGCAUAUCUUCAAACCACGCGGACGUUCAAAAGUAGACGAAGCUUGGAACCCAAAGGCUCGUGUCGGACCAUUGCUACCGAAAACGAACAGGCCCGCGCGAGAAGGCACCAAAAAACAAUCUGUGGAAAAAGUACUGGAAGCCGCAGCAGCAAAGAGACUUCAUCAUCCACCAGAAAAGAUAUUCAUAGCUACGAACCGAUAACAGCGCUGUACGGGAAACGCAGAAUCAUCCUACCUGACGCUAUUUUUAUAUGUUCUCUUCCAGUCACCAAAAAGGCAGUACAAACGCAAAGUUGUGAAGCAACCCAAAGCAGAAGUGAAAAGUAGUACCGGGCCUGCGACAAGCACAACCCCACCUGCUUCAGGUGCUGCCGGUAGUACUACACCAAAACCUAGGAAAGGCAUGAAGACUGCGAAACAGCGUUUAGGAAAAAUUUUGAAAAUUCAUAAGAUGAUUCAUUAGUUCUUAAUAGUUACUUUUCAGCUCAGUACUGGCUGUGUUCAGGGGGUAACAGCGACAUAGCUUACACGAUACUACACAGUAACUCAACUCCCGACGAUUCGUUACUUGAAAAUUAUGUUUUGAUUAGAUUAGGAACAUUUCUGGUACAAGCAAGUUGAGGCAUGGGCAGUUGAAAGUAGGUGACGGGUUGACGGUUGGAGAUAAUACGCAAAGUUGGGGUUUUCCUUUUCAGACACAACUAUGCCUGAUAUAACAAAGCUAAUGUGUGGUGACACGUGUGAGCGAACAAGUAAAAUAAAUAAAUGAAACAGUACUCACUGUUAAGUUAAAUUGAAAUUCGUGCGUGCUCGACGUAGCCAAGCAUCGGUGCAGGCUUUUAUAGUGGAGUACAUUAAGGGCCGUAUCGUCAGUCGUUCCUGUAAUUGUAAGACGCCAUUAUGGCCUGCUUGAAUUUCAUCGUCUUUUCUCUCGUUCAGAAAGGCUGGGGUAUUUCUAGAUUUCUGCUGUUCCGUGUCAGCGUCAACACAUGAUAAAAAUCAAGUUUCAUCAGCCUGCAAUAUCUGAGGAUUCAAAAAGAAAAUAUAACUUCAAAAUAGAGCGCUUAUAUGAAACAUUAGAAGUUAAGAAAUACCCCUGCCUUUCUGAAUGUCAGGAGAUACUAUGAAAAUGAAGGAAGUCAUACAUUUGUAAGAACGACUGACGAUACGGCCCUAAAACAUAGCAUUCAGGCAUCAAUUCCACUAGCCAAAAUUCCAGGUUGCUAACUUGGCCUAUUCAAAUAAGUGCUGAAUAUGAUCUGAACAUGAUUUCAGCAUUUUGCUGGAACAGCCCUGUCACUUUGGUUGCCUUUUCAAAAACCCGUGGCACGGCAUCUAAAACAGAGUAACUGUCAGGGAGUUGUGUUGCUGCAUACAGUGUGUCCCAAAUUCGUUUCUCUAUACAAGGAUUUCGGCUCCUGUUAUACCUACAGCAAAGGUUAAAUGGGGAAAGCUUCCGAUGAAACUUGGUGCAUUCUAUAGCCGGCACAGAUUUACGAUCGAUCAAUUGGUUUUGGAAAUAUCGGCGAAAACUUAUUAAAACACAAUUUUCAUACUUUGAAUUAUUUAACGUCAAAGUCGCCAGAGCCUCCUUAGAUGAAAAAACUGCGUUACUUAUUAAUUUUAUAUUUUCUGACAAAUAAAUCAUGGCCUCCUUAGGGAAAAACUAAUACAUAACAUUACGUGUGAUGAUAUUUCGGUGAUACUACUAUUUCAUGAGACAUCACUAGACUGGAAAUUUUACACUCUUUUCAAAAAUCAAAAGAUUCAUUAUGGCGGCCAUAACAAAAAUGAAAUUUGAGGUGGGUUGCUGGAAAACAAAAGACGAUUGAGACAUGUCAUACCUACAUGCUAUCUUCUUUUUCGUACAAAAAUGUCCGAAUGAUGUUACAUUUUGACAUCUGUCAAAUUAACCGUUUUGGUUUUACUGGCAAAAAACAAAUUCCGAUAUUUUCGGUUUUUCGCUGAUAUUUUCAAAACCAAUUGACUGAUCCCAAAUCUGAAGCCGGAUAUCGAAAUCACUAAGUUUCCUCUAAAACUUCCCUCAUUUAGCCUUUGCUGUAGGGUAUAACAGCAGCCGAGAUCCCUGUAUAGCGAAGCGAAUCUGGGACACACUGUAUGCCGUGUAGGACUGGUGUCGUUUCUGAAUGCGCCCAUUGAGUAGUUUUGUUCAUUUCAUAUCUUUUUGUAUGCAGUUCAUGAGAGACAAAGAUGUUGCACUUUUUUCGAAAUAGUUUGUAUUUUGUACAAAAAUACAGACGCGACGUUUUGAGAAUCCUCAUUAUGAGUCAUUGUUGUUCAGCUUAGUUAAUGUUCAAUUUUGUUCAUUUUUCUAACUUCAGGAGAAAGAUGGAUGUGUUGUUCGUACUUUUGACACAAACACAACCUUAGGAAUGAUUCUGAAAAUUCGUAGUAUUUUUUGCUUGUUGGUAGCUGUUUUGGGCUAAUUUGUUGUUUUGUUAUUAUUGUUGUUACAUGCAAUUCGGCUGAAAUAUUGCACUAAUUUUUGGAAAAGCUUGUAUUCUGUACAAAAAUACAAAUAUUUUGAAAAUUAAGGGCCGUACCGUCAGUCGUUCCUACAAUUGCAGGACACCUUUAUGGCCUCCUUGAUUUUCAUCCUUCAGAAGCAAUGGUAUUUCUAGAUUUCAACUGUUUCGGUAAGCGCUCUAUUUUGAGGUUAUAUUUUCUUGUUAAGUUCUAAGAUAUGUCUGGCUGAUUUUUAUCAUCUGUUUCAGCAGCCCGAAAUUUCUUAAGAUUCAAAAAGAAAACAUAACCUCACAAUAGGAGAGCGCUGAUGCUGACACCGAACAGUAGAAAUCUAGCAAUACCCUAGCCUUUCUGAAGGAGAGAAAAGACUAUGAAAAUCAAGGUGGCCAUAAAGGCGUCCUACAAUUGUACGAACAAUUGGCGAUACAGUACGAUUUUCUAUUUGUUGAUAGAUAUUUUUCAGCUAAUUUAUUUUGUAUUCUGUUGGUUUUAUUAUUUUUGUAUACAAUUCAGGAGGGAUAAAGAUGCAUCUUGUACUCUAUACAAAAAUACAUUCCUCAAAAAGAGACUAACUGGCAGUAUGUUGUAAUUUUUGAGAUUCUAUAUCUUGUGCACAGUCUGAUUAUGAAGAGAAUGUAAUUAGUAUAUAUACCUUUAUAAAUGUUAUUUUAUUUGCUGAUAAUUUGGAAAUAAAUGUUGGAUC
Acanthoscelides obtectus is the source of this 5832-nucleotide messenger RNA. Lineage: Eukaryota; Metazoa; Arthropoda; Insecta; Coleoptera; Chrysomelidae. The record is from the annotation of a GenBank genome assembly.